Molecule: messenger RNA, 1356 nt
Organism: Pseudophryne corroboree (corroboree frog)
Lineage: Eukaryota; Metazoa; Chordata; Amphibia; Anura; Myobatrachidae
Exons: 6
Coding region: 170-847 (225 amino acids)
Source: RefSeq, a predicted model, not a curated record
CAGCUCCGAUCACGUGAUCGGAGCUCCGUGUUUAUACAACUACUAUUUACUGUACAUCUGAUGAGGUAUUUGUGAUUCCCGGAGGGACAAUGUGAUAGUGGUGAUAGAUGACCUGGAGGACAGCGGCAAGAGAGAGAAGAAAAGGAUUCUGGACACUCAGCCCAGCCUCAUGCAACACGCCCGGAAUCUGCUCCUGGUCACUGGAAAAGAGAAACAGGAGGGAAAAUAUAUUCUGGAGAAACUGAGGGAUGCUCUACUGACUACAGUAUGUCUGGAGGAUGAACCCAAACUCCAUAGACCACCAGCUAAUGUGAAACUGGGGACUGUUGGGAUCUUCUCUAGAUCUGCUCCAUCUGAUUAUGCCUGGAUGGAGACUCUGCUUAGAUCCUCAGAACUUCAUGAUAUCAUUCAGGAUGUCAGAACCUUAUACAUCUCCAACACAGCAUAUGUAGCAUUUUUUGAUGAGGUCCGUCACUGCAAAUUCGGGAUCCUGUAUCACACCAAGAACAGAGGGAGAGUAAAUAUUACCAAUGUGACGGAUUCUCUGUAUGAUAAAGAACUGCAGCAUAUGUCAACGGUGCUGGGGAGGGACAAUGUGAUAGUGGUGAUAGAUGACCUGGAGGACAGCGGCAAGAGAGAGAAGAAAAGGAUUCUGGACACUCAGCCCAGCAUCAUGCAACACGCCCGGAAUCUGCUCCUGGUCACUGGAAGAGAGAAACAGGAGGGAAAAUAUAUUCUGGAGAAACUGAGGGAUGCUCUACUGACUACAGCUGCGGAUAAUGACAUACAGGAGACUGGAUACUCGGAGAAGGACGACCCUUGCACAGUGAACCUUAUAGAGUUUUAGUAACAGAUUUGUUAAGAUUGCAAUGCGCAGCCUAGCUGCAAAGGACUCCGCCAUGUUUUGCACCGCAGCGACAGCGACUGCGUGUGACAUCACAAAAAUGGCACAGCCACACCCCCAUUUUCCCCGCAAUGCUGCGUCACUGCCCCCGACCACCCGUGCGAACGCCUAUGCCUGUCAAUCAAGCAGAGACAUUCGCUUUGUGAGAUACGAUCGUACCUCCCUUGCCCGCGCAGUGUGGGCCCUGAUUGUGCGCACUUAGCAUAUAUUCGGCAACACAGUAGCAACCCAUGCCCCCUUAAUAACACCCCAAUAGCAAUGAUGUGGCACAUACCAAAGCCAAGGGGAUCAAUGAACAGUCCAAUAAGAAAACCGAUAAUGAAAAUGAUGCAGAAUAUUCCAUUUUAAUAUUAUUGUAACAGCGCAAAUUGCUAGUAUGUAUUAUAACUGCACCGUGAGUGGUAGAGACUCACUGCUAGAAUUAGGGUUUUGGUUUAAAGCUCAGUGAUAGA